Oryza sativa Japonica Group (Japanese rice) is the source of this 1686-nucleotide messenger RNA. The record is from RefSeq and is a predicted model, not a curated record. NCBI's taxonomy places the organism in Eukaryota, Viridiplantae, Streptophyta, Magnoliopsida, Poales, Poaceae.
AGUUUUUUUUUAAAGAUAAUGUAAAUGUAUUCCUGCUUGUGUUUUAUAAAGUUAUAGCUUCCCUUAAAAAAGAAGUUAUAGCCACUUAUUAUAUAACUGGCUUAAAAGAGAGCUCAUAAAACCUAAGACAUGAAGAUGAAAAACUAAUAAUAGCAACACUAAAGAAGAAACUUUUAUUCAAGUCUAUUUGUAAAUCUCCAACUGUAGUUAACAAAAUUAUUCAUAGCCGUUGACUCUAGAUUUUGGCGUGCAGUAUGCAUUAGCUCGUUUUUCUCGUCACACCUUUGUAAAUCGUAAGUACUUGUCCUAAAAUUAGUGGACAUCAGUAUGAUAAUGUCAAAUUUACGAUUUAAUUUGGAUCUGGAUGAAUUGAGUGCUUACCCGAAAACUAGUCAUCUGGCCACAUAUGUCAAGCCUACCGUGCGAUACUGUGCUCGUUGUCACUGAACCCGUACGCUUGUGCGUGCGUAUGCUGAGAUUUGGUGCAGCAUGCGAUCCAUCGGCGUGUGCUACGGCAUGAACGGCGACGGCCUCCCGUCGCGGAGCAACGUCGUGCAGCUCUACAAGUCCAACGGCAUCGGCGCCAUGCGCAUCUACUCCGCCGACCGCGAGGCCCUCGACGCCCUGCGCGGCUCGGGCAUCGACCUCGCCCUCGACGUCGGCGAACGGAACGACGUCGGCCAGCUCGCGGCCAACGCGGACUCCUGGGUCCAGGACAACGUGAAGGCUUACUACCCGGACGUCAAGAUCAAGUACAUCGUCGUCGGCAACGAGCUCACCGGCACCGGCGACGCGGCGAGCAUCCUCCCGGCCAUGCAGAACGUCCAGGCCGCCCUCGCGUCCGCAGGCCUCGCGGACAGCAUCAAGGUGACCACCGCCAUCAAGAUGGACACGCUCGCCGCCUCAUCGCCGCCGUCCGCCGGCGUGUUCACCAACCCAUCCGUCAUGGAGCCCAUCGUGAGGUUCCUCACCGGCAACGGCGCGCCGCUCCUGGCCAACGUGUACCCCUACUUCGCGUACAGGGACAGCCAGGACAUCGACCUCAGCUACGCGCUCUUCCAGCCGAGCUCGACCACGGUGAGCGACCCCAACGGCGGCGGGCUGAGCUACACGAACCUCUUCGACGCCAUGGUCGACGCCGUCCGCGCCGCGGUGGAGAAGGUGAGCGGCGGCGGAAGCAGCGUCGUCGACGUCGUGGUGUCGGAGAGCGGGUGGCCGUCGGACGGCGGGAAGGGGGCCACCGUGGAGAACGCGCGGGCGUACAACCAGAAUCUGAUCGACCACGUCGCCCAAGGCACGCCGAAGAAGCCCGGGCAGAUGGAGGUGUACGUGUUCGCCUUGUUCAACGAGAACCGGAAGGAAGGCGACGCCACGGAGAAGAAGUUUGGGCUGUUCAAUCCAAGACAAGACACCGGUUUACCCAAUCACUUUCUGAAAAAUUACUCCAAUACGGAAUAUGUACUACGUCGUACAGUAUAUAUCAUGUGCUUAAUCUGGUGCUUACGAAUCAAAAUCUGUUAGAAUUUGUAUGUGCCAGAUGUUGAACAUGAACAGUCGUUGAACACUCACCCACCACAUGUGCACAUAUGUACUUUUAAACAAGCUCAUGUUUCAAUUGUAACAUUUGGUUAACGAAUAUUUUGGUUGGAUUUGGAAAGGUAGGAAUGCACGGUAACUUUUGGAACA